AUGGCCCGUCGUCGUCAAAAGAAAAGAACUCAUCUCCCAGCAGACACCUCUAAAACCUCUGCCACAGGUGUCGGGCAACCUCUCAAUGUCUCGGCAUCCCGCACGCCAAAGACUAUGGUCAUUCGGAUUGGCGCUGGCGAAGUUGGGCCUUCAAUUUCCCAGCUCGUUACUGACGUACGAACAAUGAUGGAGCCACACACUGCGAGCAGGCUGAAGGAGCAAACUACUCCGCCUUUGCUUGUAAUGAACGGCUUUAAUACACCUCAACCGCCGAAGCCUGAUGGUACACCUGGGCGCCCGCCUCCCCACGAAAUGCUCCUUACCAGCAUGUUCCAAUCCCUCUUCCCGCCCAUUUCUGCCCAGCGCACUCCUCUCGCAUCGAUCCGCCGUAUUCUCCUCCUCAACCGCAGACCUGUCUCCGAGGCCGACCCCAAAGAUGGCACCACUUCCGAAUAUGUAAUCGACGUGCGCCAUUAUAUCAUCAACACCAAACCUGUUGGAGUCUCACGUCCAAUCCGGCGCAUCAAUGCCGCUGAGCGAGCCUUGCGUGCAAAAUCCACCGGCGAGAAGGGCAGUAAGCGUAGUGCAUUGCCGAAUUUGAGUGGGCUCGAAGAUAUUGCAGAUUACAUGCUCGACCCAGGUGCGGGUGGAUACACAUCUGAGUCUGAGGUUGAGGAGGAUGCUGAGGUUGAAGUUCUUCCUGGGAAUAGUCGCCACACUGUUAAAAAGAAGAGAGCCCCGAAGGGGCCGCAGAAGAGGGCUGUUAAGCUGUCUGAGAUUGGGCCGAGAAUGAGAUUAGAGAUGGUGAAAAUAGAGGAAGGUUUGGCAGAAGGAAAGGUUCUCUGGCAUGCCUACGAGACGAAGACGAAGCAGGAAGAACGGGAGUUGGAGGAGAGGCAUAAGAUCAAAAAGGCAGAGCGCGAUCAAAGGAGGGCAAUUCAGCAGGAAAAUGUUAAGAGAAAGAAGGCAGAAAAGGAAGCGCUUAAAGGAAAGAAACGAGCGGAGGGUAAAGAAGGAGGGGAAGAAGUUGAUAAUGAUGACGAUGACGAUGAUGAUGAGCCAGAGAUGUGGGACGACGAUGAUUUCGAGGACGAGGAUGAAGGCGAAAAUGAAGAGGAUGUAGAGAUGGAAGAUGAAUAG
Morchella importuna is the source of this 1140-nucleotide messenger RNA. RefSeq lists its product as uncharacterized. Gene Ontology annotation, cellular component: preribosome, large subunit precursor. Lineage: Eukaryota; Fungi; Ascomycota; Pezizomycetes; Pezizales; Morchellaceae. Gene Ontology annotation, molecular function: rRNA binding. Bases 1 to 1140 code for a protein of 379 amino acids. The transcript is spliced from 5 exons. Gene Ontology annotation, biological process: ribosomal large subunit assembly; rRNA processing. The record is from RefSeq and is a predicted model, not a curated record.